AAAAGAAAAAGAAAAAGAAAAUAGACUUGCUGUUGGGCGUCCUUGUCACACACUCACCUACAAAUCACAGUAACUGCGCGUCGCUUCGGCGGAUGUCAGCACUCGGAUUCCAUUACAGUUUUGUGCAACCCCUUUCACGUCCGUCGAAUAUAUUGCGUCACUUUACCUAUUUUUACCUUCCCAAUCUCCUAUGUUAUAUGAUCUUUCCUUUUCCUCUCUCUCUCUCUCUCUCUCUACCUUUCCCUCUCAUGACACACUGAUUCGCGCGGCGACUCACGAGUCACAACUCGGGAAACUGAACCGUUCCGGUUAUGGAGAAUGGGCGUCCGGUUCUUGGAUUGGAAGAUGGGACUAUUGAUGUCGAGCGUCUGCUUGUAGAACCCCAAGAUGGGCAUGUGUCGAUGGAUAGUGUCAUGUGUUUUAACAAGAAGAUCCCGAAGAACACCAUGGAAAUGGUAGAUGUUUCCUGCAGAUUUGGUGCGUCAGGUACUGGUUCUGCUAAGGAAGGUGAAGAUAUUCUUAAUGGAGAAGUACUUGAUGCAAUGCCUAGUGAAGUUGAUGUUGGAUAUCUACGAUUACAUGAUGAGUUCUGUAGCAUGGGAGAUGAAUACCUUCUAGGUGUUCAAUUUGCUGAAAGCAUUACAAACUUAGAUUAUGGGUCAACUGAAGCCUUACAGGCUCCAUUCCCAGACAGUCAAAUGCAGGUGUCUGGUGCUGGCUCUGGCUCUGGCUCAACUUGCAAAUCAGAUCGAUUUAGAAAAAUGGAAGUGCUUGAUUGCAAGAAUAACCAAUUUAACUAUGGAUGCUCUGAAUUGAGUGAUAUUCCUAGUUACCACGAGUGUGAAAUGUUGAUUGGGGAGGAACCUUCGAUUUCACCUAGGUCAUUUUCUUUGCAAAAUAUCGGCAAGUUUCACAAUAGUUCAAGCUAUUCUUUUGAAGAUAUCUUAUCUGAUGAGAAUAAUGGAAGACAGUCGGCUUUAGGCGAGAUGUUCUGCAGUCCAAAGACUGAAAAUAGUAAUGAGUUUGAGCUGGCAGUCCAAGAUGGGGAGACAUGUCAGAGGCAAGAAACAUUAGCAACAACGCCAGUUCAGGCUAACUGCACCGAUAUUCUUCCUACACAAAAAAGAUCCCGGAAGCCCACACAGAGGUACAUUGAUGAAUUAGCAGACCCUUUUUCAACAAAUUCUAAAAAAAGGCGAGAGGUUUCUUCUUCCACCCUUAAAGUUAAGGACAAGUCUCUUCGAGUUAAAGAUCAUAAGAAGUGUCAUAUGGGAACUAGAGCAAUUAGAUUACCUGCAGAGGAAUCUUCUGUCAUGGCCAUACAAGUGCCGUUUGCUUCCUUAGCGCACAAUGAGUGUCCAAAGGAUCAUUUAAAUAGUAAGGUGGAGUGUGUAAAUAUUGGAAAUUUGAUGACCAAUCCAAAGGGCAAACGAUCAGCUCCAGAGAAUCAAAAGAAAAGGGAUGAAUCUAUUACAGCAGUAUAUCUGAAGAAGGAUGACUAUGUCACAAGUCACAAAAAAGGGGAUGACUAUGUGACAAGUCGCAAAAAAAGGGAUGAUUUUGUUACAAAUCGCAAGAAAGGGGAUGACUAUGUUACAAGUCGCAAAAAAGGGGAUGACUAUGUUACAAGUCGCAAAAAAGGGGAUGACUUUGUUAUUGCAGCAGCUAAUUUAAAGAAAAGGGAUGACCAUGCGAUAGAAGCAAGUCAGAAGAAAAAGAAUGACUGCACCGGUGCGGCAACUCCAGCCGCUAAUUUAAAGAAAAGAGAGGACCGUGCGAUAGAAGCAUGUCAGAAGAAAAAGAAUGACUUUACCGAUGCGACAACUCCAAAGAAAAGGGACAAACAUUUAAAACAUGCGAGCGGAAAUAAAAGGGAUGACUGUGACACAUCAGCAUUGCAUGAAAAGAAAAGUGAGAACAGUCUAACAGACGAGAGCCCCGAAGAAGUAAGUGCUUUUAGGAAGCAUCAUAGACUAUGGACUAUAGCAGAGGUAAGAAAAUUAAUUGAUGGCGUCUCACAAUAUGGAGUUGGAAGGUGGAGUCGAAUUAAGAAGCUGUUCUUUGCCACAUCUGCUCAUCGAACUUCUGUAGAUCUUAAGGACAAAUGGCGAAAUCUUUUGAAAGCAAGUGGUGGUAUUCAAGAACAAGGGAAUCAACAAGGAGAGAAGAAACGCAAUAUGGCCUGGCGUCCGCUGCCGAAGUCAAUAUUGCGUCGAGUUUGUGAACUGUCGGCUAUGUAUCCUUACCCCAAGGGUCAGAGACCCAAGAAGAUCACCGAUAAUAAUAAUAAUAAUAAUUAUAACAGUUAUAAUGAGUCGCCGGAUAGAAGUACGGAUAUAACAUUGAGCGACUAUAGAAGAAUCUUGCGGAGUGUAGAUGACAAUUGAUUCUUCGAUUUUCAACUUUGGGUGUCCAUAGUAUGCUGCUGCCUCUUUAUUUAUUAUGAAGUAUUUUAAUAUUAUGGUACUGGUUUUCGGAAAGAUUUUCUGCUUCGCAUAUGCUUCCUGUUAGUACAGAAUAGAUAUGGUUUUUUGCUUCCAUAUUUAAAUAACAAUCAUAUCUUAAUUAGUAUGACUGGUUAUUAAUUA
This is a messenger RNA of Erythranthe guttata (spotted monkey flower), 2588 nucleotides long. It is a transcript of the gene TRFL8, whose product is annotated as TRF-like 8. The record is from RefSeq and is a predicted model, not a curated record. NCBI's taxonomy places the organism in Eukaryota, Viridiplantae, Streptophyta, Magnoliopsida, Lamiales, Phrymaceae.